AUGGCGCAGCAGAAAUUUUUCAGCGGCCUUACUGAGGGUAUGAUCAACAAAGCGUCGGCCGAGCGGCCCGACCGGCAGAAGACCCACUUUUACUGGCCAGAUGAGUACGCUCCGUGCCCGGACGACGCAGCCCCGGUGCGCCACGCCACCAUUCCACGCCUACACGGUGGUGUGGCCCCGCCGGCACAAUCCCACGAUCCCCCCGCCGCCGUCAGCGGCCGUCAGCAUCAACCUUCGAUCAACCGUGUGCGCCACCAAGGCCCGGCCACCGGGCCUGGCCGCGGCCCGUCCCAGCCAAACGGCCAGACGGCGUACGCGGCCGGAGCGCCACCAACCAGUGACCGGGUGCUGCAUUCGGUGCGUCGUUCCAACAUCCAGUUCUACGAUGGGGUCGAUUCGGCGUUCGGCGAGCUGGAGCGAGUGCGGGCGAACGAGAAGCGGCGCAUCGAACAGUUUCUGCGCCAGCAGUCGGAGGAGGACACGGGCGAGGCGGCGCGGGCGAAGCGGCUCAGCACGAUGCAGUCGGCGAUCGAGUUCUACGACUACGUCGACACGGGCGGGCCCACCCGCCAACCGCCCGACCUUCACGGGGCCGUCAACGGCUGGCUGGCGAUUGGCGGUGGCGGCUCAUCGCCCAGCGUGGGCGACGACACCGAGGAAAACGGCGGCAGCUGUCGCUCGAGCGAACGGAGCUCCACCACCUACAGCGGCCGAUCGUCCCCGAGCGGUUCGGGGCGGGCCGGGCAGCUACCCGAGCACAAGCGCCACUCGCAGCGACACUUGCGAUCAAGCAUCAGCUUCCAUGGCGGGGAUACCGGCGCCGUCGCCGCCACCGUCGCCGCCGCCGCCGCCGCCGCCGCCGCCGAAGAUGGCGGUGCCACUCGAAAGCCGCUCACCGUCCGCGACUCGGCCACGUCCCGCGUGGGCGUUGGUUUGCCAGAUCUGUAGCAAGGCUAACACAGGCACGGCCCUCUCAUCCGCACACGCACACACAUACACGCGCACGCACCCAUUCGUAGUUCCCCCGUCGAAAAACAUGCCCCCCUCCACCCCCGUGACCUCGGCCUCGCUAAUAUUCACGCACCUGCAGCCGUACGAUAUCGUCGUCCUUUUCGAUGCUGACAUCGCGCACGGUGGCCGACUUCACGACGACGAUGCUGUGGGUCCCGCUGGUGGCGGGCCGGACCCUACCGCGCUCCCCCACGUCGGUGUGCUCCGGUUGGGACGAUUGGGCCGCGCCGGACCGGUUCAUCACGAUGGCACUGUUUGGCCGCGGCGUCUUUACCUGCUUUCCCUGCUGCUUGUUGCGUAGCUUGGGCGAAUCUGCAAGAGAAUCGGUGUUGACAGACGUAGGACCACCGCUGUGGGGAGGAAGAGGAGCAUGCCCGCAUGCUACGUACCGCCGAUCGGUUUGUCCGUGUACGAUAUGUAGGGCAGAUCCGAGUCGGAACACACGCUCAUCGGCGGUGAAACGGGGCGUGAAUCACAGAUGUACGCGGAAGAGGGCACCGCGGACGGCAGGCCGUAGCUGUCAGUUUCGUGUGGCACACCGAAGGCGACUCCGCUUUCGGCAAUCGUGUUGCCACGCUGCAGCUUCCCACCGCCCGCUGCCGCGCUAGCCAUCGACCCAGACCGGCAUGCCGUAGACAACUGGCCCGGGUUCGGUGGGUGCCGGUGGAGACUUCCGGUGCGCAGGGCACCACCAUCCAGUGUACCGCCUUGCGACGAUGCCGGCGGUUGCUGCUGCUGUUGAUGCCGUAAUGCCGAAUGUUCAGACCCCAUCACAAACUCCUUGCACGUACAAUUUUCCUUCCAGAGGCAGCACCAGACGUACUGGUGCCGGUCCGGUGACGCGAGGAUCGCACUGGUUCGCUAACAGAACCACUGAAACGAGAGAUCAAACUAUCCACAUUAGCCGAUAACGUUACUGUUCGGUUUAAUUCGGGCCGUGGCUGCACUUGGUGUGGGGUUUGCAAGAUCUGACCGCGUGGAGGCAAACAUACAGUUUUGUUUCACACUCCAGUAUCAACAGGCUUCAGACAGUUGUCACAAAACAUGCGGUCCCACCAUCCACCAUAAAAAAAGGGUGCAAUUUGUGUGACAACACCACAACAAUCUAAAACCGAAUGGAAAUUCGUGGGAAACGACAAUGAAAACUGUAAAGUGAGGGGCCUAAGGGCCGAGGACCCCAUAAGAGGGGGAAAAACAGGUGGUGAGCACUAGAUUAGAACAAGGUAUUGCACAAGGACUAGAUUACAAACUGAAUACUAUCAAUGUCACUCUUUUAACAAUUGCAUAUGCGAUCAGCGUCCAUUAGUGUGUUUGACCCAGUGUAGCUUCUCUCACACUCUAUUGAGUCAAUGACUAACCCCAUCAUUAUUAACAAUAGGACUACACUAAAAACUAUUUAUACGUUAGAGCUCAGUUACUGUCUAAUACUUAAUAAUGUUUUACAUUGGGUUAUAGUUUGUUAUGUGAAUAGAAAGAAAGGAUCUGAGAGAGAGAAUGGGAGGGGGAGAGAGAGAGAGAGAUCGUCAAUCAGCAAUAAGCGAACCGAGGUGUUUGAAUUACAGCACCGGCAAAAGGCAAAAAGGUUUGUUAUCAAUAAAUCAAGUUUAAUACUCAUACUUUUCCACUAUGGCAACAAGACCACACCGAAAGCCCAACAAACGGUUGAACUCACUGCCGACCAGAAGACAGUAGCAUAUUGCCGAUGCUAGUGGCAACUCUUUUUGCUUCCUGUUUCAAUGAAAUGAAAGUACGUUAAACUAAACCCCAUCGUG
This is a messenger RNA of Anopheles bellator, 2783 nucleotides long. RefSeq lists its product as uncharacterized. The coding region runs from base 1 to 948 and encodes 315 amino acids. Lineage: Eukaryota; Metazoa; Arthropoda; Insecta; Diptera; Culicidae. The record is from RefSeq and is a predicted model, not a curated record. The transcript has a single exon.